AUGCCUGCUGCGCGUUUCUAUCGCUUUGCUUCGGUCUUCCUGGCAGCUGCCGUCGCAGUCACGGCCCAGCUGGAGACGGUCGUCGACGCGAUCUCGGGCAACACCGUCGUCGUCAGCAUCGUGACAGACGCGGCGGGAGACCCCCUCCAGACCCUCAUCCUCUCGUUCGUGACGGACCCCGCGGCAGCAGUGGCAGACACGGUGACUGCAACGACUACUUCAUCGACUACGACAGCAGCGGCAGUCAACAAUCCUGGGGCGGGAGGAGUGCAGGGAGUUGGGCAGCCUGCGAAUGUCUUGACGCCUGCAGCGACUUGUACGACUGAAGGGUGCCCGCCCAUGCCCACCACGUACACUCAGAACGGCGCCAUCGUAACCUGGUAUGCGACCACGCCCGCAACGCCUAUCCCUACUUGGACGUCCAGCGGUCAGAUCGAGAGUGCGGCGAAGUACAUCUCCACCGUCUCGAGCGGACAAGGGGGGCGUGCCAUCUCGGGCGCCGGCUCUCGCUUCUCGUCCUUCCCGAUCGGCACAACAGGCGACUGGGGCAUCAUGUUCGGCGCGGCUGUCAUUGGAGGACUCGUUGGAGCUGUGGCGGUCCUCUGA
Molecule: messenger RNA, 606 nt
Organism: Rhodotorula toruloides NP11
Lineage: Eukaryota; Fungi; Basidiomycota; Microbotryomycetes; Sporidiobolales; Sporidiobolaceae
Exons: 5
Coding region: 1-606 (201 amino acids)
Source: RefSeq, a predicted model, not a curated record